Trichobilharzia regenti is the source of this 6174-nucleotide messenger RNA. The record is from the annotation of a GenBank genome assembly. NCBI's taxonomy places the organism in Eukaryota, Metazoa, Platyhelminthes, Trematoda, Strigeidida, Schistosomatidae.
AAUACGACAGUCAUCGUCUCAUCGGUCGCUGUUCAGAAAGAAGAGUGAAACAUCGUCAGAAACCUUAGUUCACUUAUUCUUUUUAUAUGUUGGUGUAACACUCUGUAUCGCGGUACGUUAAACGUUUGCGUUACAUUUUUACGUGAUUCGUUACAUAAAAUUUAUCUUGUUGUAGUACUUGCACAAGUACUAUACCACUUCCAUACUUGUAACCACUAACUCUUAUUUCUAAUAGUUAUGGUUAAUCAAAGUAAAAAGCAGCGAACCCAAUCCCCUGUAAAACUGGUGUCUAAUUUAACGUCCUUGAUUGCUACAUCAAGCAACACACCCCCAACAAACGGCUAUAGUGAGUCACAUAACUCACGUGUAUGCCGUAAGCGUCGAGCUGAAACUGAAAAUAAAACUGUACUGACAGCCAGUAUUAGCACUACUCCUAAAAAUUCGGUACCCUCUGCUCAUACAGAACUCCUCCCUUCACCUUAUGUGCUUAUGGAGAAACUCCAGCCAUCAAGCUCUUUUUCAGUACUAUCUUCAGAAAUAGAACUUCUAAAGUUGUCUAUAGGAGAACUUAAGGCUGAGUUAAGGGAAAUAAAAAACAGCAAGUCAGUAAAUGCUGGAAACAUCGAAACCAAUACCGAGAUAUCCAAAUUAUCAGAUCAGAUCAGCGAUAUCAGAUCGCAGGUCUGUGAACUGACACCUCUAACUAUCCUCAUGAAAACGGUAAACCUUAACAAGCUUGACACAGAAUCGGUAACUAAGGUAGAUAACCUCAUUAACUUUGUUACCACAGAAGUAACAAAACGACUCGACGCAAAACUGAGUGCUAUUGUCUACAACGUUCCGGACAAUGAGGCAAUAAAAAAGGUACAGCGCAUCUUACUUAGUGAAGCGAAAAUGCCUAACUCCAAGACUAAGUGCUACAGGCUGAAGAAGAGUCAACAUGAAAAGUGUUGUCCUAUUCGAUUUCAGUUCGAAACACCGGCAGAGACCAGAAAAUUCAUUCACUCCCAACACACCCUAUCGCAAGCCAGAAACUACAAACAUAUAAAGGUCGGGGUGGACAAAACAGUUAUAGAAAGGCGCGCACACAACUAUCUCACUAAGACUAAUUGUGAAAUAGGUAAUAGGACAUUGCAGCAAGCCAUUAUCCCCAACCCUGUGAAAGAUACAGUAGACCCCACCGCAUCACCCCUCUCAAAACACACAGAAAUGUCCCAUCAGAGUGCAACACCAGCCGAAAGGCCACUAGACUGUAACCAAAUAAAUAAUAAAACCAUACCACCCAUCACCGCAGAAUCUAAAAUGCCACUAAAUAACCCCAGAAAAAAAGUUAAAACCCCCCGAAACUCGACUUUGUCCUCUCCUAGCUAUAAUUCCAUUGGUAAAGAUAAGGAAAAUAUGCCCCUAAAUCAUACCAACAAAAACAGUGGCAGCUUAAAUAAGCCCACACUCCCCACGGUUAAUAGUAUUAGCACUCACAACGUGCUAAAUCGCACCGUGGCACACACUAAUAUCCAAUGUCACAACGAUGUCACCCUAAAUAGUACAAGUGGUAACAGUCAGAACUCGGCUACCAACAACUCAGGGUCUUCAGAGUAUGGCACACAAACAAAUUUCGACCGGAUAUAUGGUACAAGUCUGCUGGGAACUAACCCAAAAUGCAGUACACACGAAACCCACACAAGGACACAACUAGCAUCAAACAAUAGGUGGAAUAAUAAGCCAUGGUCAUCACAAGGAUCCAAUCAUUUUUUAUCCCCCGCGUCCCUGUCAGCGUUGAAAAAACAGCUGGUAGGGAUGUUAACACUCCUAAACCACUAGUGCUGGCUCCCUCCUUGCAUGAAAACAGGAACGGUCUAGUGCACCCGUAUCCAUUGGACACACUUGACACUUGCACAAGUAUAGGCCAAAUAAAGAACCCUACCCACUUCUGUAACCUAACUAAAAAUAAAAGUUCCUUAGUCUAUAGCAAAUCCAGUACUCCAACUCCUAAUUCUCCACCGAAAACAGCACACAACAACUCGAUAGACAUAGGUGAGCAUGAUGCUGGAACUCCUCUUAACAUAGGAUCGUCAUGUCCAGCAGAACUACUGGGUGCUGAACCAUAUUCGGGGCUGACUAACGAACUUAAAUACUUCAAAUGCUACUUCAACUCUCAUCUUUACGUAAUCCUCAUAAAUGCUAGAUCUGUUCUAAAUAAAUUGCCGAUGCUCAGAGCACUCACAGUAAUAUACAAACCCCCUGUAAUUGUCAUCACUGAAUCUUGGUGUCAUUCGGACAUCCUGGAUGAUGAAAUAAGCUUAGAUAACUACACACACUUUCGGUGUGACAGGGAAGGUGGUAAGGGAGGGGGUUGUCUCAUGUACUUCUUGAAUGAACUUACUGUAUCACAGCUAGAAAGUAGUACACUUAACAUGCCUGAGACUCUAUGGGUUAAUGUACACUUAAAUAACGUAACAGCACUAAUUGGAUGCUCCUACAGAGCACCUGGCACCUUUAGUAAUUACGAGACCCAACUCAUUAAUACUCUGGAGCAAUUAACCGACUUACAAUACGAUCAUAAGAUCCUAUGUGGGGACUUUAACUUACCUGAAAUCAACUGGGAUAUACCCACAGGUCCAACUAAAUUUGACAAGUUCUUAGACACACUGGAUAUACUUGGCUGGAAACAAACUGUCACUACUCCCACAAGAGGUAACAACGUACUAGACUUAAUCUUCUGCCACAAUAUAAGCCCCCUUUCAACGCUAGUAGGUUCUGAGUUCCCAGGGAGCGACCACAAAACAGUAAUGUGUGCACUGCCAAUUCCGCUGAGUAGCAAUGCAUCUCAUACCUCCACUUCACAACAAGUAAUAUAUAGGAACUAUAGUAAGGCAAACUGGGCCUUAGUUGAAUCGAUGCUAAGAUCCUCCAAAUGGGAUGAAUACUUCACUACUGAUGACCUAUCGAGAGCCCUAACCAUCUUCUACCAUAACUCAAACAUAUGCUUAGAUGCUGUCAUUCCACUCCAAACACUAAAGGUUUCCCCACACAGAAAGUCAUACAUAAAACCAAAGGAUCGUAAGAAACUGAAGAAACUCUCAACAAGUUACUUCAAACACCACGACUUUGGCACUCUAGGUCUAAUACUUAAAACCCUUAGCUCCAUCACACAAGCUCAAGAUUUCCGUAUGAGAAAGGAAGAACGCAUCGCAGUAGCCAGUCCUGCUAGAGCGUAUGCACUCACAGAAAUCUUAAGGAAGCGAAUGAAUCGCAAAAAUCACAGCAUUUCUCUCCUCAUAGACAAAGGCAGGCUAUGCACUAACUCUGCAGACAUAUGUGAACUAUUCAACAAAACGUUUGCAGGUAACUACCUUAAGCCCUCAGUCCAGCUACUCGAUAUACACCCUAUUACUAAAAUGGCACCAACUCCACUGACACCAAACCAAAUUAGCACUGUUCAAUUCACUUACGCUGACAUUAACCAAACUAUAAGAACCCUCAAAAGUUCAAAAGGUUUCGGUACCGACGGUAUAUCAUCUUACUUCUAUAAAUAUGGUGGCCCUGACAUUCCUCUACUACUGCUUAAAAUAUUCACAAUGUCCCUAGAAACCCAAACUUACCCUGACAUAUGGAAGACUACAUUCAUUAUGCCUAAACACAAAUCUGGCUCGAAAACUGAAGUCAGUAACUACCGGCCAAUCAAUAUCACACCUAUAGCAUCUAGAAUCAUGGAGAGACUAGUCAAAAAUAACCUAAUCAAACACAUGCUUAGCUGCAACAUCAUAAGUCCGAACCAACAUGGAUUCCUGAAAUCCAGAUCAUGUUUAACAUGUCACCUAGACUUCUUCAAUUUUGUAACCAGCAGUCGUGACAGACGGCAACUAGUACUUGUCAUCUACUUUGACAUUUCUAAGGCAUUUGACCGUGUUGACCAUUUACUGCUAACAAAUAAACUGAACUCCUUAGGAAUACGUGACCCAUUAUUAGGAUGGCUUAAAUCAUUCCUUAACAAUAGGUCCCAAAUAGUUAAACUCGGGUCUGCAACCUCCAAACCUAGCCCUAUCACUUCUGGUGUAGUACAAGGUAGUGUCAUUGGACCCCUCCUAUUUACACUAUACAUCAAUGACAUAUGCGCUUGCUUCACGCACGGGAAACCAUUCAUCUUUGCAGAUGACCUAAAAGUAGCUUAUACAUUCCAACGUGAUGACUUAGGGAACUUCGAGAAUGUAGUACAGAAGGAAUUAGAUAAAAUGGCUGCUUGGUCGUCCCUAUGGAAUCUCCAAUUUAAUCUGAACAAAUGUGGCUGGAUCUGCUUCGGUGCACCCUCAAUCGACCUGAAAUUAACGCUCCAAUCUGCUAACCUAACAAGACUCCGAAAUGUCGUUGACCUAGGCCUGAGGUACUCUAGUGACUUGACAUUCUCAGAGCAAGUAGCAUCACAGACUAGAAAAUCGAGGAUGCUCUUAGGAUGCAUACUCAGGAACUUUCACGACAAUGAAGCCAAGCUAAUUCUGUACAAAACAUGUGUCAGACCACUACUAGAAUACUGUCCAUUUAUUAUAAGCAGCACUCGCACACGUGACAAGCUAAGGAUGGAAAGUAUCCAACGAUAUUUUACCUCAAAACUGCUUGGCUACGAUUGUAAGAAAGACUACAUCUCACGGUGCAUGAUCCUAAAACUCGACCCACUUUGGACAAGGCGACUUAUUAUAAACCUAAUAUUCUUCUUUAAGGUCCUUCACAAAAUAUCUUUCUCAGGUAACAGGGACAUACAAUUCGCACAGGAAGGUUCUUACGAUCUGCGUAACCAAACUUCCACAGUGACAACUCAUUCUUUUAAGUCAACACUCCGUGAAAACUUCUUCACAGUCAUGUAUUCUAAAAUAUGGAAUAGCCUACCCCUAGAUAUCAGAACUUGCUCUUCGGUUACAAGCUUCAAACGCUCUCUAUACAGACUGUUGCACUCUACAGAUUAUAUUAAUAAACUAUUUACUCCUAGAACGAAUCAAGCACUAAUCUACUACAGCACCUAAAAGACGCACUUCAACACCCUUAGCAAUCUUUAAACUAUAAAUAAACUAGCAGCAUGGAUGCAUAAAGACAUAGUACGGAACAUACAGGAUUAGUCUACCCUUAGAAAUAGGACCUAUCCCUCAUUGUAACCUUCAAACGCUUGCUAUGUAAACUGUUUUAUUCUAAAGACUAUCCCUACCAGAACCCAUUACUUAUUUCUAAAACGCAUCAGUCAUUAGAACAAUAAAAACGCUCAGACUAUUAAUACACAUUAUGACAUUAAAUAAACUCUAAGACUUCGCAUAAAUACGUGAAAACGCAGAUACAAUAUAGAAAAAUGUUUACUUAAGUAUAAUUAAGAUAAACAUUUAUAAAUGAAUCAUGUAUUAAUGUUUUUUUCAUGUUCACAUACUUUCUCUUUCUGGUAUUUUGCUGCUCCUAUUCAUCUUCUGGUCGAGGUCGAACAACCCUGCAUCUAAACUGAAAUGAGGAUUAAUUCCAAACCGUCUAUCUCAUAACCACUCAAAUUCCAUGAACGAUCCAAUUCUACCAUUUGAAGACGCUGGCGAACAUGCUGUAAAUGAGUAUUCAUGAUCUGAAAUGAAGAAGCAACUGGUUUUCAAACAGUUUUCAACGUUUUACUCAACUUACGAAUACAGUCCGCCAUGCAGACACAAAUGGAGCAAAUGGAGGAUUCUGGAAUCGACCUCGGCACCAUUUGAUGCAGUAAAACAACCCAACAUGACCUUAUUUAGUUUUCGUAUCCACGAUCAAAUUUCUUUCCUGUUAUGAAACUACGAUAAGAGUGCUGAAAAAAUGGAAUAAAUAUAUCACUGAUCUCAACAUAAUACAUCAAUAAUCUUUAAGCCAAGGGUGCUGCUCACAACAAAGUUAUAUAAGAGAAUUGACUUCAAGCUUUAUUUUUCCCAGAUAUCUGUAUUACAUUCAUCUGAUGUCUGGGUUUUUUGUUAAUGCGAAGACAAUAUUUCUAUAUCUCUUUAUGUGCUACACAAACAGACUUUAUAGCAGACUGUUCCUACUGACUCUAAUGUCAGAAAGAACAACCAAACUGUAAAUUCAUUAUACAUUAAAUUGUGUGUAAUUUAUAUAAUAACUUAUCCAUGCCUGUACAAUUGGUAUGUUCCUGCAUAAACAGGAAGAAAUAUAUAUAUAUGACAU